This is a messenger RNA of Aspergillus welwitschiae, 2019 nucleotides long. RefSeq names its product Zn(II)2Cys6 transcription factor. The transcript is spliced from 3 exons. Lineage: Eukaryota; Fungi; Ascomycota; Eurotiomycetes; Eurotiales; Aspergillaceae. The record is from RefSeq and is a predicted model, not a curated record. The coding region runs from base 1 to 2019 and encodes 672 amino acids. Gene Ontology annotation, molecular function: zinc ion binding; DNA binding; DNA-binding transcription factor activity, RNA polymerase II-specific. Gene Ontology annotation, biological process: regulation of DNA-templated transcription; DNA-templated transcription. Gene Ontology annotation, cellular component: nucleus.
AUGGCCACCUCGAAUCGCUCAAGCAGCAAGAGGUUGCCCAUAAGUUGCCAAGCAUGUCGCUCGAGAAAGAUACGCUGCUCCCGUGACGGACGUCCGUGCCAGACCUGUGUUCGUCGAGGAUUGGGCGCUGAGGACUGCAUAUACCUGGGUCAGCCCAGGCUGUCCUCUGAGCAUGCCUUGACGGCAGAGUCUGCGGGGCAAACACAUCUGCUCGCACGGAUCCGCGACUUGGAGGAGCUACUUCAUAGACAGGCACAGUCUCAGUCAAGUGGCUCCGUGUCCCCGCAAAACUCUCCUAGUGCUACAGGCAGCUUCCUUGAGUCCGAUAGAGGUGUCGAGCUGAAGCCCAGCAGUUUGAGAAGCCCCUUGUUAAAUAAUGUGGGCACUCUUCAGACCUUUGCAUCUGGCUACGUUCGUUAUCUACCAUUCGCAACUCACGCCAGCCAACUUCAACUGAGUCCUACAGGUACAGGCUCUUCACUUCCCAGUGUAGACACUGAAAUACCAGAUGAGAGCGACGACCUUCAGAUUCCGUUGACGAAAUGCUCUGUUUCCAGAGAUGAGCUGGUAGCUAUUCUUCCGCCACGUCGGUAUUGCGAUGCGUUGAAGAAUGUCUACUUUCAAGUAUUCUCGCCUAUGUUUCAUAUCCUGCAUGACCUGACAUUUGAGGCCGAAUACCAACAAUUUUGUCACGAUUCCAGCAGCGUCACAACAGCGUGGAUUGCGCUACUUUUUGCCAUUCUGGGAAUUGCCGUCACAGCGCUCGAGGAUGAUGAGCCGUUGCUUUCCGAUUUAGGUCGUGAGAAGACUGUCACCCGUAAUAUCAAAGUCCUAUCAUCGCGGUAUCGAUCCGCCUCACUGCGCUGUCUGGCCGCAGAUGAUGUCCUGUCUCGUCACUCCAUCAAUUCUCUCCAAUCCCUUAUUCUGAUAAAUUACGCGCGUAUUCACCGGGGGCUUCCUACCUGGACUCUUUUAGGCUUCACACAUCAUGUCGCCAUAUCCAUGGGCUGUCAUGUUGACCCAGAUCGAUUCCCGCUCGGGCCUAUUGAGCGUGAAGAGCGCAGACGAGCUUGGGCCGGAGUAACAAUGCUUUAUACUACUCAAAAUACAGUUUUUGGCCAUCUUGGUCAUCAUAUACCCUCUCAAGGUGUGAAGCCUCCCUUGGAGAUCAACGACGUGGACCUACUCACGGGGUCUUUAUCUGAGCAAUCGUCGCGUCCAACACAAAUGACGUAUCUCCUGCUUGAAUUUCGAUUGGACAAGGUCUUGUCUAUGAUUUGUCAAACACUUUUUAGCUUCUGCCCCAAGUUCAGCCUCUCUCAACUAGAAGCGCAGGUUUUGGCUGUUCACGAGAUAUGCGACAGGCGGUAUCAGAUCAACCCGAACCUUGAACCUCUGCCAGUACACCAUGUCGCCAAUCUCAAUAUUCUUUACAGCUAUAUUCACCAGCUACUGUUGCUUCUACUUCGACCAGGUCUCUGCUGCUACCUCCAAGGUGAAUUUACACCAGAAACGUACGCCGCUAGAACGAAAUGUGUAGCCUCUGCAAAGGCAUCUCUCUCGAUCUAUCACUCGCUCCAUGAGUCGCCUCAGUUCGCCUCAUAUAAGUGGUACAACUGUGGGCUUGGAAGCUUUCACGCUUUCCACGCAGCUGUAGUCUUGUCAGUGACAUUGAUGUACCCUGAGAGUCAGUUUGAGUUUGUCGAGAUAAAAGAUAUGCUCUGGAAGUCACUGGAUGUGUUUGCUGCUUUAUCGAAUCGCAGCAAUUUCUGCAGCAAAGCAGUCCCCGUUCUUCGUCGGCUCAUUGACAUGGCCUGCACUAGAGGCCAACAGGCAGUCUUAACUGUGGACCCAAACACGGGCCUCAUAAGCUCCCCGAGCGACCUUACUCAGGACCUAUCGCCAAUACCUCCAGAGUAUAUCAUGGAGCCGCUCUUUGCCCAGCUCCAACCUCAGAGUUGGGUCAGUCCCACAUCUGUUUACUGGGACGGUUGGAAGUUCCUUUUUGAACGAGGGUAG